Messenger RNA from Penicillium manginii, 225 nucleotides. RefSeq lists its product as uncharacterized. The coding region runs from base 1 to 225 and encodes 74 amino acids. The record is from RefSeq and is a predicted model, not a curated record. The transcript is spliced from 2 exons. NCBI's taxonomy places the organism in Eukaryota, Fungi, Ascomycota, Eurotiomycetes, Eurotiales, Aspergillaceae.
AUGGGUAUCUUUAGCAGCCAUGGCAGUAUCAUUAACCAUACAUGUCCGACGCCUGCUGCAUUUGCCAUAGAGGCAUCUGAGCCAUCUAUCGGGAAUAGUAUCUACUUCUACCAUCUCAACAUGAUCAUAUCGGGCGCUUGCACAGCAUUAGUAGUUCUCAUCAUGUUCAGCCCAAUGUUCUGGCAUCCAAUUCACCUGAGCAAGCCUAGGGAACUAAUAAAGUAA